Messenger RNA from Pyrenophora tritici-repentis Pt-1C-BFP, 3730 nucleotides. NCBI's taxonomy places the organism in Eukaryota, Fungi, Ascomycota, Dothideomycetes, Pleosporales, Pleosporaceae. The record is from RefSeq and is a predicted model, not a curated record.
AUGGCAGCAUCAUUCCAUCCGAAAGAGGACCUCGUGGUUUCCGCCUCACUCGACCAGUCGGUUCGCGUUUGGGACAUAUCUGGCCUACGAAAGAAGCACUCGGCGCCACAAGCAAUGUCGUUUGAGGAUCAGAUGGCACGCGCCAACCAGAACCAGGCAGACAUGUUCGGAAACACGGAUGCCGUGGUCAAAUUUGUUCUUGAGGGACACGACCGUGGUGUGAACUUUGUCGCAUUCCAUCCCACACUGCCAUUGAUCGUCUCCGCCGGCGAUGACCGCCUCUCUUUCAAGCGUGAGAAUGACCGGUUCUGGACAAUCGCAGCGCAUCCCGAAAUCAACCUCUUCGCCGCUGGUCACGACAACGGAGUCAUGGUAUUCAAGCUGGAGCGCGAGCGACCCGCAUCUGCCGUCUACCAGAACAACCUAUUCUAUAUCAACAAAGAAAAGCACGUACGGUCGUACGACUUCCAGAAGAACAUUGAGGCUCCGUCUAUGCUGUCUUUGAAGAAGUUGGGAAGCGCUUGGGUACCUCCACGAACACUAUCAUACAACCCGGCAGAGAGAUCCAUUCUCGUUACGAGCCCGGCUGACGGCGGAACAUAUGAGCUGAUUAACCUUCCACGCGACGCUUCUGGUGCGGUAGAACCAACGGACACCAAACGUGGAUCGGGUAACUCCGCUGUAUUCGUCGCUAGGAACCGAUUUGCAGUCUUCAAUCAGUCCAACCAGCAGAUCGAUAUCAAGGACCUCAGCAACUCCACUACGAAGACUAUCAAGCCUCCCACUGGAACCACCGAUAUCUACUUCGGUGGUACUGGCAACCUGCUUUUGAUUACACCUACCACCGUUGUGCUAUAUGAUAUCCAGGCCAAGAAGAAUCUGGCAGAGUUGAGCAUCAACGGCGUCAAAUAUGUUGUGUGGUCAUCAGAUGGAUUACAUGUCGCGCUCCUGAGUAAACACAACGUCACUAUUGCGACAAAGAGCCUCGAGCAGGUCAGUACUUUACACGAGACUAUCCGCAUCAAGAGCGCAGUCUUUGACGAUACCGGCGUUCUGCUUUACUCAACCCUCAACCACAUCAAGUACAGCUUGAUGAACGGCGACAACGGAAUCGUUAGGACUCUCGAGCAAACUGUUUACCUUGUGAGGGUCAAGGGCCGCAACGUAUACUGCUUGGACCGCGCAGCGAAGCCGAAGAUUCUCCAAAUCGAUCCCACUGAAUACCGAUUCAAGCUGGCUCUUGUUAAGCGCAACUACGAUGAGAUGCUGAACAUAAUCAAGACUUCGAGCUUGGUUGGACAGAGCAUCAUUUCUUAUCUUCAGAAGAAAGGAUAUCCCGAGAUUGCUCUUCAAUUCGUCCAGGAUCCUCAGACGCGGUUCGAGCUGGCUAUUGAAUGCGGUAACCUCGAGGUUGCUGUUGAGAUGGCCAAGCAGCUUGACCGACCAAAGCUCUGGCAGCGACUGAGUACGGAGGCGCUUGCACAUGGUAACCACCAAACAGUGGAAAUGACCUACCAGAAGCUUCGGAACUUCGACAAGCUGUCUUUCUUGUAUCUCACAACAGGUGAUCAGGACAAGUUGAAGCGUAUGGCUAAGAUCGCGGAGCACCGCGGAGACAUGACGGCUCGAUUCCAGAACGCACUCUACUUAGGUGAUGUGCAGAACCGGAUAGAGAUGUUCCAGGAGCUUGAUUUGUACCCACUCGCCUACGCCACUGCCAAAGCCCAUGGACUCGAUGAACAAGCUCAGUCGAUCCUGGAAGCUGCCGGUGUUUCUGAAGAACAAAUCAACCUGCCCUCCAUAGGUAGUCCUCUCGCACCCCCUAAGCCCAUUGUACCGACCCACAAGGCGAAUUGGCCAACACGUGCAGCUUCUUCAACUGUAUUUGAGAAGGCUCUCCAGGGAGAGGUUGAGGGCGUUGGGUCCGAGGAACCAGCAGCUAAUGGCUACGGCGAUGAAGACCUAAUGGGCGAGCCAGAAGCCAACCAUGCUGUAGCUGAUCUCGGUGGCGACGAGGAAGACGACGUUGGCGGAUGGGAUAUGGGCGACGAUGGUGAUGUAGAAGCCGAGGAUGAUUUCGUUGAAGUUGAGGGAGCCGAAGCCGGUGCUGGUAGCAGCGAAGCCGAUCUCUGGGCACGUAACUCACCCUUGGCGGCAGAUCACGUCGCUGCAGGCUCAUUUGAUACUGCCAUGCAGUUACUGAACCGGCAAGUUGGUGCUGUCAACUUCGCGCCUCUCGAGGAACGCUUCCAAGAAAUCUAUCAAGCGACGCGAACAUUCCUACCGGCCACACCAAACAUGCCAUCGUUGGUCAACUAUGUCCGGAGAACAGUGGAUGAAACCGACUCACGCAAGAUUCUGCCGAUUAUACCGCGCGACUUGGAGUCUAUCCUCGCCACCGACCUAGCGGCUGGCAAGCAGUGGCUGCUCAAGAACAAGUUGGAGGAUGGUGUUGCCGCUCUCAAGAAGUUAUUGCAGCUUCUCAUGGUCAACGUCGUCUCCUCGCAGGCGGAAUUGUCUGAUGCUAAGAAGGCGAUCAAUACUGCUACUCAAUACAUAUUGGCAAUGUCUAUCGAGCUUGAGCGCCGCAAACUUCUAAAUGGCGCCACGGACAUUUCUGGUCUAUCUGACGCGGACAAGAAGCGCGCCCUCGAACUCUCUGCCUACUUCACCGUUCCUGAGCUGGAAGGCCCUCACAACUCGAUCCCGCUUUCAGCGGCCAUGACAUUUGCCCAAAAGAACAAGCAGCUCAACACGGCUCUUAACUUCGCCAACGCUCUCCUCGAUCGCACUGGCAACGCAAAAAUGAAGGAGCAGGCCAAGCGCGUCAAGACUAUUGCCGAGAGGAACCCGUCCGACGUUAUUGAGAUCGACUUUGACCAAUUCGCCGACUUUGACAUUUGCGCUGCCAGCUACACACCCAUCUACAGCGGCAUGCCAUCGGUUACGAGUCCGUAUAGCGGUGCCAAGUACCACGCAAGAUACAAGGGCACGGUGUGCAGGAUCGAUGGCAUCACGCAGAUUGGUGCGCCGGCUAGUGGGUUGCGGCUUGUUGGUUGAGGUGUGGUUGAGGAAGGUAGAUUGAGGAAAUUGGUAGUAUGGCGGGAAUCAGGUGCAUGCUUAGCGAUUGGUAGCUUUAUCAGCGUUGGGUCGGGACAACUCUUACAGGAAAAGAAGGGAAAAGUGGGCCGGCGCUUGGUGGAGGAGAAGAAGAAGUGUAUGCAGCUUUGUCAGACACAGCGAAAGAACCGGAAAUACGAUAACGAGUUAUAAUUUGUUCAUUCGCGGAUUCUAUCUAUAUUAUGUCACCGAGGUGAUGUUGCUGUAGAAGACGGUUGAUCUUGAGGAUGAGAAGAUGAGAGAAGGUUAAGCAAAGCCAGUCAGCAACCCCCGUUGGUCUAUGGUAUCAUUCCACCCUUCCCAAAAAAGAUAUUCCUAAGCCACCGAAAAAGCCCAAACCCGUCUCGUUUAUCAUAGGUAUACGUGUAUUUAUGCGUGUCCAUUCUGCAAGCGCCGCUGCUAACAAUAGUUUUCGUGUGUGUGUCUAGGGUGUUCCGAGCAGCGGUGUUCCAACCUGCUACUACCAGUGAAUCACUCUUCUUCCUCGUAUAUCUUGACUUUCUCGGCAUACUCGCGGAUGUUGGAGUGGAUUGUUUCUUGGAUCAACUCGCCUCUACCGCCGGCGACUUGCAAGAUGAGGUCGUUGAGGGACAUGCGGCCGAGGAUGUCU